GACGUCAGCAAGGCAAUGGCGCUGGCAGACGAGGCUUGGUACCAUGGUGGUGAAGGAGACCCUGAGUGCUCCCUAGGCAUUGAAGGUUCUAUGGGCCUUGGAGGCAAGGCGCCAAGGGUGCGCCUAGGUUACAAGGAUAGGCAAAGGCGCCAUGGGCAAGACCCCAUGGUCGCCGCUGAUCGUGAGGCACCAUAA
Ilex paraguariensis (yerba mate) is the source of this 195-nucleotide messenger RNA. The record is from the annotation of a GenBank genome assembly. Lineage: Eukaryota; Viridiplantae; Streptophyta; Magnoliopsida; Aquifoliales; Aquifoliaceae.